Ananas comosus (pineapple) is the source of this 1343-nucleotide messenger RNA. Its product is annotated as 14-3-3-like protein D. The transcript is spliced from 6 exons. NCBI's taxonomy places the organism in Eukaryota, Viridiplantae, Streptophyta, Magnoliopsida, Poales, Bromeliaceae. Gene Ontology annotation, cellular component: cytoplasm. Gene Ontology annotation, biological process: signal transduction. Bases 190 to 957 code for a protein of 255 amino acids. The record is from RefSeq and is a predicted model, not a curated record.
CCGCAAUCCCCUUCUCAAAUCCUAUAAAUAUCCGCACGGAACCGAACUUUUCGCCUCAUUUCCCCCCUCCCCACUCUCUCCUCUCCCCUCUUCGUCUUCUUCUUUCCCCUCUGCCCUGUCCCUCUAUCGCGCUCUCAAACCCUAAACCUAGCGAGAGUGGCCCAAGCGAAAGCUCGGAUCCGAUCUCCAAUGGCGUCGCGCGAGAGAUUAGUCUACAUCGCCAAGCUCGCGGAGAAAUCCGGGCGCCACGACGAUGUGGUCGAGGCGAUGAAGAAUGUGGUGAAGCUCAGCCCGGAGCUCACGGUGGAGGAGAGGAACCUGCUCUCCCUUGGAUACAAGAACGCGCUCGGAUCGCGGAGAGCGUCGUGGAGGAUCCUCUCCUUGACCGAGCAAACAGAGGAGGCGAAGGGGAACGAGCAGCAAGUGAAAAGGAUCAGAGAUUUUAGGCAGAGAGUGGAAUCAGAUAUCUCCAGGCUCUGUAAUGAUGCUUUGACUAUAGUAGAUGAGCAUAUUCUCCCAUCUUCUUCGGGCGCGGAGUCCUCAGUGUUCUAUCACAAAUUGAAGGGAGAUUACUAUCGCUACUUGGCGGAGUUCAAAAUUGGGGACGAGAGGAGAGAGGCUGCUUCUCAGUCUCUUCAAGCUUAUCAGACUGCUACUACUACAGCAGAGGAAGAUCUCCUUCCCGCAGACCCAAUUCGAAUGGGGCUGGCACUAAACUUCUCUGUUUUCCAUUAUGAGAUUAUGAAGUCACCAGAAAGGGCCCGCCUUCUUGCCAAGCAUACAUUUGACCAAGGUUUUUCUGGGCUUGAAACUCUAAAUAAGGAAUCUAACAGUGAUAGCAAAUUGAUCUUGCAACUUUUGAGGGAUAAUUAUGAGUUGUGGACCUCUGAACACUCUGACGACGGAGGAGAUAACCGGGAGAGAACAGUAAAAAUUAACGGAAUUCAAGCCGCUUAGCUUACUCUAUUACCAAAUUGAAGGGAAGAUUUAUGUCAAUCCUCACUUUUAUAUAUUAUUAUUUCUCCAUCCUUUGACUUUUUCUUUCAUUGCUAUUUGCAGUGACUAAAUUUGAAGCAGGGAGCAGCUAUGGGACCCCUGCAGCAAGGGCAGGAAUGCUAAAGAUGCUCAUAUGCUGGUUUUACCUUCAGGUUUCUUCAAUAAAAAUUUAGAAAGAAUUCCUGUUUAUUGAUCAUCAAAUCAAAAUUUUCCAUCCCUUCACCUAGCUUAAUUCUAUUAUUUUUAAAUUUUUACGGAGCUCUUCAUUUUGAAUAUUGAGUUCGACAGCAAUCCUUGGGAAAGGUGUAAUUUUUGUACUGCCUUUUUAAAUAUCACCAUUUUUGAUA